Messenger RNA from Parathielavia appendiculata, 1284 nucleotides. RefSeq lists its product as uncharacterized. The transcript has 2 exons. NCBI's taxonomy places the organism in Eukaryota, Fungi, Ascomycota, Sordariomycetes, Sordariales, Chaetomiaceae. Bases 1 to 1284 code for a protein of 427 amino acids. The record is from RefSeq and is a predicted model, not a curated record.
AUGUGGUCGCCAGACAUGAAAGCAGUCCGGGCAACGAUCAAAAAACGUGGUGGGUUGUCGGUUCGGCGCACCUCGAGCGAGAGAGGUCGUAGUGAAGACCCUGCCGACCUCGAUUGGCACGCUGCCUGGUUAUCCGCCCAGCAUGCGAAACUGCCCGCAACUAACACAAGUCUGCGUGUUUUUGGCCGGUCCAUCUGUGACAAACAUGUUUUCAAUGCCCUCUAUGACUACAUCGGACGUUAUGCACGGGACAAUCGGGGAUUCAGUGUGGACAAUGUUAUUGAAUACCUCGACACGGAGAAGGCUUUUGAAGAUGCGGUCGAUUACGCCUUCGACUCAAAGCGAUUCCUGGUGUUUGCUAUCCUGGGUUGGCAGUCAAUGAUCUAUCAACCAGCAUUUAACGUCUGUCCUCCGAGCCAACUCACGAUUCACCAUGAUGCCGGCAACCCCGACUCUGGACUGGUCUUCGACGAGUACACCGUCUCUGCCGAGAUGUGUGAUCGUCCACUCCACGUUCUCCUCAAGAGCUUUGGCAAUCUCCUCCCCGCGCGCUCCAGCAACACGGCUCUCGCGGCGGUAGAAAGCAGCAAAGCAGCAGCAUCAUGGACCGCCCUCUAUCCGAGCGAACUCAAUGUCUAUCUUCUACAUGCUUUACUCCGAGUACGGUUCCGGUGGGUCGACACGCUCGCCUUGCAUCUCGAUUAUGACAGAUCUACUCGGACCCUCUCGCUGUUCAGUUUUCCCUCCAUACGUAUCUCACAACUGAGGGAGCGGAGUGGGACCAUCUUCGCUUUCACCAGCACCGAAAUGCAGCCCGUGGACCCCCGAGCUGACGAGGACGACAUUGCUCACUUUCUCGAGGAGGUGCUCCUCUCGUUCCGACUGCUCUUUGGCCAGUCGGCUAAAUCUCGCAAGCUGUUUCGCCACAUCGUUAACCCAGCUCAGAUGCUGUCCCCGCAGCCGGACAUGCUCCUCCCUCUUUUGUGCUCGGAGAAACACCCAUUUGCUGGUGUUUCGGAAGAGAACUGGACGCCCAGGGACCGGCGUGUCUACUUCGCGGCACGGGACUUCCCGGUUAUGUACGAGAGGGUCGAACAUCUCGCAAAGGAGUUGAACGGGAUCAAACCGAAGUCGAUGGGGGAUCUACUACGCGACAGACGGGACACUCUGCAGUUCUGGACGUUUUGGCUUGUGGCUGCUGUCGGAGGGGCGAGCGUGGUUUUGAGUCUGAUUCAGGUAAUCUUGCAAGCCAUUCAGCUUGCGCAAGGGGCUGGAAUUGGAUGA